AUGUCCCAAUCACCGCCAUCAAACACUGAAAACGAUACAUUCCUCUCGCGUGUCUUUGGACUCAAUUCCGUCUACAAUCAAGUCCAAAACUUUCCAUACUAUGACCCCGACACUUUUGGUGACUCUCAGAUGAGUCCCAAUCAUUCGAAUAUAAUACGAGAGGCUUCUCCCAUAAGAAAUCAAGACCCUUUUGCUGCACAAGAAGCUGGUCCUGAUAUUGAGUCUCUGUUACUACUAGGUCACUUGGAGGAGGAUGAUCCAUCCCGUCUGAAACUGCCUAAGCCUACAUUUGUUGCACCUCCUAACAAUGAAGAUCAUGGUAGAAGAUGGAUAGAUUCCGAACCAGAUGAUCUGGAUAAUUCAUCUGAUGAGUCAGGGGUUCCUGAUGAUGCAGUACUAUUACCCCACAAUCUGAUACGACUUCAAAACUUGGGAGGAGCGCCACCUUCAGCAGAAAAUGGCCGAGCUGAAGCGUCAGAAUCGUCCCGUCCUCCUACGGCGUUCAAAAUCAAAAUUAAAGAGCCAGCAUUACCAUUAUUCCACAAGCGAAACCCGCCUAAUGACCUAGAACAAGGACUUAACUCUGAAAACCCCGACACUCAACGUAUAUAUUUUGGUAGAGGCCGAGGUGGAGGCCGAGGAAGAGUUCUGGUUAUUCCACCAAGAGAAAGAGCGCUUUAUUUAUGGGCUAAUAUUACUAAUAUGGAUGAUUUUCUUGUCGAUCUCUACUACUAUUUUUUAGGGAAAGGUUUGGUCAACAUUAUUCUUAGUCGUGUUAUUGAUUUAUUGAUUUUGAUGUUUGUUCUUAGUUUGACUACUUUUCUUACUUGGGGUAUUGAUUACAGUAGCAUCACGGGGUUUGCCACCAAUGGUGGUGGUUCGGAUGUUUCACAUUCUCCUGGAGCUACUGCUGGAAUAAUCAGAUCGGUUACGUUAAAGGACAUUGUCAUCCAGAAUUGGUUUCAUGAUAUGGUCCCUGCUUCUAUUAAGGUGGCUUUAUUUGGGUUUAGUGUAUACCUUGUGCUUCGAUUUGUUCAAUUAUUCUUUGACUAUCGAUUCAAAUUGAAAGAGAUUCGUAACUUCUAUCAAUUUUUAUUAGGUAUAGAUGAUGAACAGGAGUUGAUGACAAUCUCUUGGACAACUAUAGUUGAAAGGUUAAUUUUAUUAAAGGACUACAAUUCGUUGACUUCUUUUGCUGGUCAUAAUUUUAAUGAAAGAGGAGGAAACUUCAAUAAUAAUGACCUUUCUUCCAAAGUGAGACUAAAUGCUCAUGAUAUUGCCAAUAGAAUUAUGCGUAAGGAGAACUAUAUGAUUGCAAUGAUCAAUAAGGACAUAUUGGAUAUGUGCCCUAUUGAUUUCCCUCCAGCGAUGAGAAAAUAUUUGAAUAAUACCAAUGUGUUGACGAAAACAUUGGAAUGGAACUUAAAAUUGUGUAUUAACAAUUUUGCUUUCAAUCAACAUGGUCAAAUUCAACCUCGGAUUCUUAAAGAUUAUAACCGCAAUCAAUUGGCAUCAGAAUUAAGCUCGAGGUUCAAAAUGGCUGCUAUAAUCAGCUUAAUUUUGAGUCCAUUUAUUACGGUGUAUUUUGUCUUACUUUAUUUCUUUAAGUACUUCAAUGAGUACAAGACAAACCCUAUUAACUUGUCAAACCUGCGUCAAUUUACCCCAUAUUCGGAAUGGAAAUUAAGGGAGUUCAAUGAGUUGCAUCAUUUUUUUAUUAAGAGAUUGAGAUUGUCUAUGGGUCCUUCAAUGACUUAUAUUAAUCAAUUCCCCAAGAGUUACUUGGUUCUCAAUGUCAUGUACUUGAUAAAUUUUAUUAGUGGGUCCUUAUUAGCUGUAUUGGUAAUUACAGGAAUAUUUGUUGAUGAUGAAGGGCAUAGUUUUUGGUCAUUUGAGUUAACAUCAGGAAGAUCUGCACUUUUCUACAUUAGUAUCUUAGGUACAGUAUGGGCAGUAACCAACACUCAAACAGCAAAUGUAACUGCAGCUUCUAGCUUUGCAAAUGUUACCUACAACAAUACAGCAAAUGAAAUGGAAGCACGCCAAGGAGAUUCUCCAAUGGUUUAUGAUCCUGAAGCUCAGUUACGUUAUGUAUCUCAGUUCACCCAUUACUUACCAAAGAAAUGGCUCGGGAAGUUACACACUGUACAAGUACGGAAUGAAUAUUGCUCAUUAUUCAGCUUGCAAAUUUACAUUAUAUUUAUGGAGAUCCUUUCAGUGAUCUUAACUCCGUGGAUCCUCUGGUUCAAAAUCAGCCAGUGUCUGGGAUCCAUUGUCGAUUUCUUCAGAGAGUACAGUGUUCAUGUGGAUGGUUUAGGGUACGUGUGCUACUUUGCCAUGUUUAACUUUGAAGAGAAAGACAAGAAUAUUAUGUACGAGCAGAAGAAGAAGCGGAAGAAUCGGAAACAAGCAAAGCAACAAACCAAACAGCAACAGCAACGGAAACAGAAACGUAAGCUUAGACAAAGUGACGAUAUUAAUCGUGACGACUUUUCAGAGAGUAGUGAUGAUCCUAAUGACUCAGAUAUGAAUUAUUAUCAAGAUGAUAAGAUGAUAAAGUCAUAUAUGCACUUUUUGGAAAGCUAUGGUACCUCGAAGCCUGGCAAUGCUACUACUACGAAUGUCAUUCCUACUAAGAAUACUACUCCUUCUACUACUACUAAGAAUAAUCAACCGUUCACAUCCAAGUCUCAAGGUGCUGCACCUGUACGUCGUCCUUAUGCUACCAUUGAUGAUGAUGCAAUGACAAGUUCAAUGUAUAAUUUCGAUGAAGGGUUCCCCCCAGACGAAGAUGAUGAUGAUACUGGAACUGGACCUCAUAGAAAAGGUAAAUCUGGAGUUCUUGGAAUGAUUAACCAGUUUUAUAAGAACGACUACAGAACUUAA
This is a messenger RNA of Lizanozyma spartinae, 2886 nucleotides long. It is a transcript of the gene ATG9, whose product is annotated as autophagy protein. The transcript has a single exon. Gene Ontology annotation, biological process: autophagy of mitochondrion; protein localization to phagophore assembly site. Gene Ontology annotation, cellular component: autophagosome; phagophore assembly site. The coding region runs from base 1 to 2886 and encodes 961 amino acids. The record is from RefSeq and is a predicted model, not a curated record. Lineage: Eukaryota; Fungi; Ascomycota; Pichiomycetes; Serinales; Debaryomycetaceae.